Messenger RNA from Ricinus communis (castor bean), 1570 nucleotides. RefSeq names its product 3-hydroxyisobutyryl-CoA hydrolase-like protein 3, mitochondrial. Bases 35 to 1330 code for a protein of 431 amino acids. Gene Ontology annotation, biological process: L-valine catabolic process. The transcript is spliced from 11 exons. The record is from RefSeq and is a predicted model, not a curated record. Lineage: Eukaryota; Viridiplantae; Streptophyta; Magnoliopsida; Malpighiales; Euphorbiaceae. Gene Ontology annotation, molecular function: 3-hydroxyisobutyryl-CoA hydrolase activity. Gene Ontology annotation, cellular component: cytosol.
UAUCACACUCUUGAAUCAGUGUUUCUGAACAGAAAUGAGAAGCUUAGUAUCAGCAUCUAGACUCGUUUCAAAGUCAGCAAUUCUUUUCACUGAGUCAGCGAGUUCCUUCAGCUUUCGCAAAUCAUAUCUUUCUUGUCGAACCUUUGCGAUCAUGGCCUCUGCUUCUUCUGAUAAUUUCGUUAAAGGAAAUGUUCAUCAAAACGGCGUUGCUGUCAUCACUCUCGAUCGUCCUAAAGCUCUCAACGCCAUGAACUUAGAUAUGGAUGUUAAAUAUAAGAGUUUUCUUGAUGAAUGGGAAUCGGAUCCUAGGGUUAAGUGUGUUCUUGUUGAAGGCAGUUCUCCACGUGCAUUUUGUGCAGGAAUGGAUAUUAAAGGUGUUGUUGCCGAAAUUCAAAAGGACAAAAGUGGUGAUGUGAAGGCUAUUACAUCCAAAAACCAACUGUCACAUAUGAUUGAGGUUUUCACUGCUGAAUAUUCUCUAAUAUGUAAGAUUUCUGACUACAAGAAGCCAUAUAUAUCAUUCAUGGAUGGCAUAACAAUGGGCUUUGGACUUGGCCUAUCUGGUCAUGGUCGCUAUCGUGUUGUAACAGAGAGAACUGUUCUCGCUAUGCCAGAAAAUGGAAUUGGCUUGUUCCCAGAUGUUGGGUUUUCAUAUAUAGCUGCACAUAGUCCAGGAGAAGGAUCAGUUGGUGCUUAUCUUGGAUUGACUGGAAAGAGAAUAUCUACACCCUCUGAUGCAUUGUUUGUAGGUCUUGGAACACAUUUCGUGCCAUCUGGAAAUUUAGGCUCGGUAAAGGAGGCCCUUUUCUCUAUGACCUUUUCCCAGGACCCAAAUGAUGACAUCAAAGCUCUCUUAGCAAAGUAUAGCAAUGAACCAGAGUCCGAGGCAGAGUUAAAGUUGCUUUUGCCUCAAAUAAUUUCAACCUUCAGUGCAAGUAAUUCGGUAAAGGAGAUUACUGAAGAGCUGAAAAAGCAUCAGCAGAGUGCUGAUACCAAAGUGGCGGAGUGGGCUAGUGAUGCGCUUCAAGGUCUUGGAAAGGGUGCUCCCUUUUCUCUUUGCUUGACACAGAAAUACUUUUCCAAAGUCGCAUCUGCCUAUGGAAAACCAAACAGCGAACUAUCAACUCUAAAUGGUGUCAUGAAAACAGAAUAUCGCAUUGCCUUGAGGUCAUCUUUGCGAAAUGAUUUUGCUGAAGGGGUCAGGGCUGUGUUGGUGGACAAGGAUCAGAAACCAAAGUGGAAUCCCCCAAGCUUGGAAGACAUUGAUCAAAAUGAAGUGGAAUCUCUAUUCGAACCACUGAGCCCAGAAGUUGAGGAGUUGAAAGUGUGAGUUUUUGCACGUGAAAUUAUCUCUGCUUUUACACUUAAAUAACAGUAAGUGUAGGAGAGAGUGUGGGGUAUACAUUUGCUUUUGCUGCAACUGUCUGUCAAUAAAUCUGUCAUACUUGAGCAAUUCAGUCUCAUAAUAUUCUACGUUGUACUGGAUAAAUGAAUGUACUUAAUUGUGCCGCUACUUACUGCAACAUCAUGUCAUGUGACGUGCAAUAAUAGGCAUGUUAUUUUUCUACCA